GCUCGAAGAUUCCCGCCUCCGAGCGAUGCUCCCUCCGGAGAAUGCUUACCGCCUCCGAGCGAUGCUCCCUCUCGGGAAUGCUUCCCGCCUCCGAGCGAUGCACCCUUGGGGGAUUGAUUCAUGCCUUCCGCCUCCGGGCAAGGCUAAAAUACCGCCUUUGAGCGAUACACCCUUCGAGGAUUGAUUCAUGCCUUCCGCCUCUGAGCAAGGCUCUUAAACCGCCUAUGAGCGAGGCUCCCCCCGAGGAAUGCUUCCCGCAUCUGAGUGAUGUUCCCUCUUUCGAAUGCUUUCCCUCUUCCGAGCUAUGUUCCCUCAUUGGAAUGCAAUGCGCUUCCCGAAUGAGCGAAGGAGCGAUGCGCUUUCCAGGAAGCCUAAGAAGCAAUGCGCUUCUCAGGAAGUCGAAGGCGCGAGGCGCUUCCCAGGAAUCCGAGGAGCGAUGCGCUUCCCAAGAAGCCGAGCAGCGACGCGCUUCCCAGGAAGCGAAGGAGCAAUGCGCUUCCCAGGAAGCCGAAGGGGCGAGGCGCUUCCAAGCCGAAGGCGAGAGGUGCGAUGCGCUUCCCAGGAAGCCGAGGAGCGGCGGGCUUCCCUGGAAGCCGAGGAGCGACGCACUUCCCAGAAAGCCGAGCAGCGACGCGCUUCCCAGGAAGCCAAGGGAGCAAUGCACUUUCAAAGAAGCGGAGGAGCGAUGCGCUUCUCAAGAAGCCGAGGGAGCAAUGCCCUUCCAAGGAAGCGGAGGAGUGAUGCACUUCUCAGGAAGCCGAAGGCGCGAGGCGCUUCACAGGAAGCCGAGGAGCGAUGCGCUUCUCAGGAAGCCGAGAGAGCUAUGCGCUUCUUAGGAAGCAACGGAGCGAUGCGCUUCCCAGGAAGCCGAAGGCGCGAGGCGCUUCCCAGGAAGCUGAAGGAGAAGCGCACCCCAGGAAGCCGAAGAAGCACUAAGCUUUCCAGAAAGCUUAAAGACAAAGGCGAAGUACUAAGCUUCCUAGAAGAGAACAGUGAUCUUGCCUCACACAAGUAAGACAUUAACAAGACACAUGAAUUCCUAAAAACAUGGACGCGAUAUUGGUGAGACACGAAGCAAGAGCGUCUUGAGUUAAAACUCUCAAGCCGUAGGGGCCACCUUACCUAGGUCGCAAUUAUGGUCCAGUAGCGCUAACAACAAUGGACUAGCGAAGGAACUCUUAACGACUUGAGAGAUUUGGUUCAAGACAUCGAAAGUCAAGCAAGGGGCAAAGGAAAUGAUCACACAACUCGCGCAAGGGGCAAACCGCAUCAUCCAGAUUCGUAAGUAAGGCAAAUUAAUACACGAUUAACGCAUUA
Molecule: messenger RNA, 1317 nt
Organism: Linum trigynum
Lineage: Eukaryota; Viridiplantae; Streptophyta; Magnoliopsida; Malpighiales; Linaceae
Source: the annotation of a GenBank genome assembly